UCGCUUUUCCGACUCUACUACAUCAUGGCCGACGGAGUCGUCUCCNCGCCAGCUCUCCUGGCAGCAACCACUCCAGAUCCUCUCAACAUGAACACCCCCGACUUUGCACUCACGCCGUCGACGGCAGCCACCACCGCCCUCGCUACACCCAGCUCCAUCCAACACCAACACGUCCCUCAAUCAUCCGCAGCCAAGCCUGCAAAGAAGCGCAAGUCAUGGGGCCAGGCGCUCCCCGAACCAAAGACCAACCUGCCGCCUCGAAAGCGGGCCAAGACUGCCGACGAGAAGGAGCAGCGCCGCAUUGAACGUAUCAAGCGCAACCGCGCCGCUGCACACAACUCUCGGGAACGCAAGCGCCAGGAGGCCGAGCGUCUCGAAGUCGAGAAUCACGCCCUCAAACAGCAGAUCAACGCUCUGCAACAACAACUCGCCCAGAAGGACGUCACCCUUGACAAGUGCAAGGAGAUCAUCCCUGGCGGCCUCCCCGAACUCACACCGGAAGAACUGGCCAACAUCAAGGUGCCCGAAGAAAGCAUUGUCUCUCCUUCAUCAUCAUAUGAUACCAUCGACCCUCGCGCCUCUCUGGCGCCUUCAUCCAUCAACGAAGACUACAUGACGCCAUCAAUCAAGAUGGAGCCCAUGUCGCCGGCUUCUCAGAUGCACCUCNCCCCUUCGGCUGUCCACAGGACAAGCAUCUCGCUCGACCAGACACAACAUUCUGCUGCGAUGUUGUGCGACCUGCAGUGUCGGUCGAGCGAGAACCACAGCCGUUCAAGGUGGAGUCUGAUUAUGAUCUAUUUGAUGCAUCUGAACAUCAUGACCUUCUACAAGAGUCUCAUGGUAGCUUCGUGGACCUUAUGGCCGACUCGUAUGGCCACGAUGAUGACUCAGGUCUCAGCCACUUUGACAACCUCAUCGAAUACGAUGAUGUUCACUCCAACUACACGACGAACGCUACGACGACUGACGGCGGCGACGACCUCUUCAACCUCUCUAAUUAUGGCCUCAAGGACACUUUUCUUGCUCCUGAGCUUACUCUCGCAUCGGCUCCCAACCUCUGUGACUUCAGCGCAACUUUUUGCGACGGGUCCUAGGNUUCUUGGUGUUAGCGCUCUCCAAGCGCUGCCUAUUUCCGAGAGCGAGAGCAAGCAGGAAAAGGAAGUGUUUGAGAGAGACUUUACAGAGAUAUUGAGAGAUGUGGCGGCUAACGGUUAUCUAAGGCGUUCUGGGAGUAACGGGGGCACUUUGGGAAAGUCAUCGUCCGAAGAGCGAAAGGACUCUGGCGGGAUUGGAUGA
Aureobasidium vineae is the source of this 1296-nucleotide messenger RNA. The record is from the annotation of a GenBank genome assembly. Lineage: Eukaryota; Fungi; Ascomycota; Dothideomycetes; Dothideales; Saccotheciaceae.